Messenger RNA from Fusarium venenatum, 480 nucleotides. RefSeq lists its product as uncharacterized. Lineage: Eukaryota; Fungi; Ascomycota; Sordariomycetes; Hypocreales; Nectriaceae. The record is from RefSeq and is a predicted model, not a curated record.
AUGCAAAUCACCAACUUUCUCGUCAUCCUGUCCGCAGUGGCAGUGACCGUCGCCAGCCCCGUGUCUAAUCCAUCCAAGCACGAUAUCGCUGCAGACGGCUUUGACUUUGGACAGGCUUCCGAGAACACCGCCAAUCUCAUGAAGCGUCAAAACCGGUACUGCUACCAGAGUGGUGUCAAGUUUGGCGACAACACAAACUGGGCUUUCGAUCGCGCCGGUCGAUGGUGCUCUGGAAACGGAGGAUCCGGAAAGUACCGUCAGGGUCAGAUAAAGAAGGGCUGCUACAACUAUUGGCAGUCUAACAAGAACUACCACUUCCUUUUUGAGAUGCAGAAUACUCAGCCCAAGGAUUACACGUUGUCAUCGACGGAAUGCCAGAUUUGGCUGCAGCAUAUGAUUGAGAACUGCCGACAGGGAGGCACAAACCAUAACAGCAGAUUCAAGUGGCGUGUUGAUCCCGAAGACGGCCGAUGCGCUUAA